AUGGCAGUGGAAGUGAAGCAGCUGACUUCCAUUUCUUGGAAGGGCACUUCUGUUGUUGUUCCUGAAGAGCCGGUCUUGGAAAAUGAUGAAGGUAAUACCUUUCUCAAGUUGAGGCCUUCUCACCAUGUGAUCACCAAAUUGAUUUGCCCUGACUCAAAGAAAAAGAACUUGUCUUUGUCAAGUGGCAGCAAAAUGAAUGCUCUGCUGAGCCUGGUGCAUUCAGAGACCCUUGACAAGAAGAGUGAAGAGAACUCUAAACAAGAGGGCGCUGCAGAUUUGUUCCAGCAAGAUGGGCCAAGGCCCAAGAAGAAACAAAAGAAAGCAGCUGUUGAAGCACCGUCCCAUUCUGUGGUGGUCACCUUACCCAAUGGUGGCUCUUUGUCAGUCAUGUGGCCUCCCAGCAAGCAUGCUGAUGUUUGCAUUCUGCUGGAAGACAGCAAUUUGGAAAGGAGCAUUGAAGAUGUUCUCACUGGUGCUUGGCAGGUGACUGAUGUGAUGGUGAAUGGUGCUAUCAUUCUGAAGAAAGUGGACCAAGAGCUGUUCAUUUGGUACACAGCCGAUGGUCCCAUGUGGUACAUCAGCAAUGUAUAUGUGGAGGAUGGCAAGUCCUGGCAGAACUUGGGAGUCUUGGGCAGGAUUGCUGAUGUCGACAAAUCACCAUCUGGUGACAUUUUCAUCCCUCAUAACAGCACUACACCUGCCCAGUGGGUGCUGGCUGGAGCGAUUUGA
This is a messenger RNA of Durusdinium trenchii, 729 nucleotides long. Lineage: Eukaryota; Dinophyceae; Suessiales; Symbiodiniaceae. The record is from the annotation of a GenBank genome assembly.